ACAUAGCUAGUAAGUUCUAGCUAGCACUGAGUGCUGUGCCCGUGAAAUUUAUCUACAUAGGCUUUCACUUAACCUGCAGACAGAACUCAGUUAGUCGGGGACAAUUUCCCUCAAUGUUAACAGCACUGUUCCACCGCAACGUGGAACAACAGCUUUAAAACGUGCUCUUCGUAGGCCCGGCUACUCCAAGAACAGUGCCUCCCGCCAGACCCAGGCGGCUUCCUUCACCCGCAACCCGAGAGACGACCCGCCGGGCCCGCCCCGCGGAAGCCGCCGGUUGCCAGGCCAAGGAGUGGACUAGGGUCGCCGGGGAAGCGGUUUGGGAGAGCCCAUGGUGACUGCGUGAGUGGAGCCCAGCUGUGUGGAUGCCCCAGCAUGGAUGACUACAUGGUCCUGAGAAUGAUUGGGGAGGGCUCCUUCGGCAGAGCUCUUUUGGUUCAGCAUGAAAGCAGUAAUCAGAUGUUUGCCAUGAAAGAAAUAAGGCUUCCCAAGUCUUUCUCUAAUACACAGAAUUCUAGGAAGGAGGCUGUUCUUUUAGCCAAAAUGAAACACCCUAAUAUUGUUGCCUUCAAAGAAUCAUUUGAAGAGCUUAUAUCUGUUUUAGCUGAAGGACACUUGUAUAUUGUGAUGGAAUACUGUGAUGGAGGGGAUCUAAUGCAAAAGAUUAAACAGCAGAAAGGAAAGUUAUUUCCUGAAGACAUGAUACUUAAUUGGUUUACCCAAAUGUGCCUUGGAGUAAAUCACAUUCACAAGAAACGUGUGCUACACAGAGAUAUCAAGUCCAAGAAUAUCUUCCUCACUCAGAAUGGAAAAGUGAAAUUGGGAGACUUUGGAUCUGCCCGUCUUCUCUCCAAUCCGAUGGCAUUUGCUUGUACCUAUGUGGGAACUCCUUAUUAUGUGCCUCCAGAAAUUUGGGAAAACCUGCCUUAUAACAAUAAAAGUGACAUCUGGUCCUUGGGUUGCAUCCUGUAUGAACUCUGUACCCUUAAGCAUCCAUUUCAGGCAAAUAGUUGGAAAAAUCUUAUCCUCAAAGUAUGUCAAGGGUGCAUCAGUCCACUGCCGUCUCAUUACUCCUAUGAACUUCAGUUCCUAGUCAAGCAGAUGUUUAAAAGGAAUCCCUCACAUCGCCCCUCGGCUACAACGCUUCUCUCUCGAGGCAUCGUAGCUCGGCUUGUCCAGAAGUGCUUACCCCCCGAGAUCAUCAUGGAAUAUGGUGAGGAAGUAUUAGAAGAAAUAAAAAAUUCGAAGCAUAACACACCAAGAAAAAAAACAAACCCCAGCAGAAUCAGGAUAGCUUUGGGAAAUGAAGCAAGCACAGUGCAAGAGGAAGAACAAGAUAGAAAGGGUAGCCAUACUGAUUUGGAAAGCAUUAAUGAAAAUUUAGUUGAAAGUGCAUUGAGAAGAGUAAACAGAGAAGAAAAAGGUAAUAAGUCAGUCCAUCUGAGGAAAGCCAGUUCACCAAAUCUUCAUAGACGACAGUGGGAGAAAAAUGUACCCAAUACAGCUCUUACAGCUUUGGAAAAUGCAUCCAUACUCACCUCCAGUUUAACAGCAGAGGACGAUAGAGGUGGUUCUGUAAUAAAGUACAGCAAAAAUACUACUCGUAAGCAGUGGCUCAAAGAGACCCCUGACACUUUGUUGAACAUCCUUAAGAAUGCUGAUCUCAGCUUGGCUUUUCAAACAUACACAAUAUAUAGACCAGGUUCAGAAGGGUUCUUGAAAGGCCCCCUGUCUGAAGAAACAGAAGCAUCGGACAGUGUUGAUGGAGGUCACGAUUCUGUCAUUUUGGAUCCAGAGCGACUUGAGCCUGGGCUAGAUGAGGAGGACACGGACUUUGAGGAGGAAGAUGACAACCCCGACUGGGUGUCAGAGCUGAAGAAGCGAGCUGGAUGGCAAGGCCUGUGCGACAGAUAAUGCCUGAGGAAAUGUUCCUGAGUCACGCUGAGGAGAGGCUUCACUCAGGAGUUCAUGCUGAGAUGAUCAUGAGUUCAUGCGACGUAUAUUUUCCUUUGGAAACAGAAUGAAGCAGAGGAAACUCUUAAUACUUAAAAUCGUUCUUGAUUAGUAUCGUGAGUUUGAAAAGUCUAGAACUCCUGUAAGUUUUUGAACUCAAGGGAGAAGGUAUAGUGGAAUGAGUGUGAGCAUCGGGCUUUGCAGUCCCAUAGAACAGAAAUGGGAUGCUAGCGUGCCACUACCUACUUGUGUGAUUGUGGGAAAUUACUUAACCUCUUCAAGCCCCAAUUUCCUCAACCAUAAAAUGAAGAUAAUAAUGCCUACCUCAGAGGGAUGCUGACCACAGACCUUUAUAGCAGCCCGUAUGAUAUUAUUCACAUUAUGAUAUGUGUUUAUUAUUAUGUGACUCUUUUUACAUUUCCUAAAGGUUUGAGAAUUAAAUAUAUUUAAUUAUGA
This is a messenger RNA of Homo sapiens (human), 2409 nucleotides long. RefSeq names its product NIMA related kinase 3 (gene NEK3). The transcript is spliced from 16 exons. The record is from RefSeq and is marked reviewed. Bases 376 to 1914 code for a protein of 512 amino acids. Lineage: Eukaryota; Metazoa; Chordata; Mammalia; Primates; Hominidae. Gene Ontology annotation, cellular component: axon; cytoplasm. Gene Ontology annotation, molecular function: protein serine/threonine kinase activity; protein kinase activity; ATP binding.